AUGAUGCGUCGCAACUCAGAUAUCGAAAUUCAACUCCCCGAUUCAGGGCCAACCCCUAUUUCCCCAGGCUCUUUAAACGAACCUGACGUGGAAAUGUUAUCCGAGGACCCGGCCCUUCCCCUGACCCUACCACCACAUAUCGCUGCACGGUUCUACCGCCGAAGCAGCAAGGCCCGGCGCUCCUCUGCUGCCUCGUCACGACGAAGCUCUGUUUCAUCCCUACAUUCACACCACUCGAACACCUCCUCCAAUGGCACACCAAGCGCAGACCAUAUUGCUCAACACCUCCGGCGCACAUCUAUCCUCGAAACCCGUAAGGCGCGGCUGGCUGACCGUGCGCUCCACGCGGAAAAGGUCAGGUUGCGCGCUGCUCUAUCGAAAGCGGCGACGAGAAAUUUGCAGAUCGAGGAACGAGCGCUAGCCGCUCAACAAGCUCGGGAACGUUUGCUAGCUGGUAUAACGGCCAAGUGCGAAGAACAAGUGAAGCGGGCCAAGAAGAAGGCGGAGGACCAACGGGAAAAGAAGGCUGCUGAAUACGCACGUCAAAAGUUGGAAAUGGCAGAGAAGUUUGCAGAGGCUGAAAAGCGGCGAGCUCUUUACCAACAAACUCAUCGGCGCCAGCGUACCAGCAGUCUCCCCGUUGCAGAGGAGAAGAAAAUGUCUCGAGCGGUCACUAGGUCACUCACUCAAGACGUAGCUGCCCGAAAGAUUCAACGAGUAUGGAGAACUCACCAUGCAAAGAAAGUAAUGGGGGAAUUCAGGACUCUUAAUCUAUCAGCCGACAGAAUUCGGGAGAUGCCGUUCGAAGAAGUCGGGCGUUUCGUCUCAAAGGGCACCGUACUCGACACCAUGGUCAAAGUCCUUCGACUUUGCGGGUUGAACGAUAUGGAAGGAGGCGCUAUGGGAGAACGCGGCGCUGUGCGUACGUUCCUCAGCAGCUAUCUCAUUGUGACCCAUCCUACUGAGGUUUUGAGCGGAGAUGGUGAACAAGAGCAAGAUCUGAUUUCUAAGGCCAAGGAACUCCUUGUAGCCUUUGAUCAAGUUGCUGCCUUACUGUCGUCCGGAUGCUGCUCGCCCACUGUGAUAACUGCAGAUCUCCAAGCCUUAUGCGAAGCCCACAAUGUAUUCUUCUCGGCAUUCCAUGCAUGGAAAUCUCAUGAUUCGACUGUUUUGAUCGAGAUCAUGCUUGCCCAGUUUGUCGAAUUGGAAAUGAUAUGGCAGACAGUCAAGGGCGAUACGGCUGGUGGAGUAGCAGAGGACUAUCGAGAAGGCAUUCGGCAGAAUCAGAUCCUUUUGUUGGCCCGUCUCAAGCGUCUUGCAGGUUCCGAUCGUGCUAUGCAGAUGGUACGAGAUGCACUCAAGAAAGCAAAACGUGAGAGAAAACAAUCUGCUACUAGGCAAGCCAUUCCUCGCUCAGCUGAGGCAGUUCCCCCAUCGACGGACGUCUUAACAGAGAGUAUGACAUCUCCUAUAAGCGAGUCGUUUAAUAAUGUCGAUGCCGCAGUUCUUCAAGAGUUGGAAAAGCAACGAUUCUCUCCACAUGAACAAUUUACCAAAAUUUUAACGGCACUCCCCGAGAACCGAGUGCUGGUGCAUGAGCUUCUACUCAACAAAGAAUUUAAGAUCGAAGAAUCUUCAUACGCUGAUCCUAGAAGGCAGGUUAUGGAGCACAUGUGUCAGCAGAUGAGACGAGAUGUUGAAGCUGGCCAGGGAACUGCAUGGACAGUCUCCAUGGCUACCGUGAUUCAAGAUCGUCUCCUACGCUCCCUUCGGCCGGGGAAUUCUCUAUAUGUGCUUAUCAGCGAAGUUCUCGAUCCUAAACUAGUGGAAAGCCAGUGUAAAGCUGGAUCUUUCUCGUAUGACAACUUUUUUGAUUUCAUGAACAACAUGUUACCCCGUCUUUGUGCACCAUACCGUGACCCUGCGGUCAAGGCGUUUGCCGAAGAUACUUCUGGAGAUGCCAUUGACCGACUAGCAAGGCUUAUGAGCAUCAUUGACCUACUUUCCCUCGACCAUACAAAUUUCAUGAUUCAGAUGGCGGCUCCUCAAUUGAUCCAAGAGGCUCCGGGGUAUGAAAAGCGUGCAUUCGAGCGAGGGGUUGCCGACAACUCAAUUACAUUGGGCAAAACUCGACGAUUCUGGCGCACUAACAAAAAUGUUAUUGUGAACGAGAUGAAGAAACGAGACCCAGAGGGUAUUCAUGGAGAACCACGUCCACAUACCACGCGAGUAUAUGCCCACGGCCUUGCAGACCUAGUGUUCAGCAACGCUACUGUUUCAGAAGACCUGAUACCUGAAACAUUAGCUCUAGAUCAUCAGCGACUGGAGCGUCUUCACGCUAGAACCUUCCAGAUCGUAGCCACGGCAUCGAUUUUGUUGACCGCUAAGAACCUGCUCAAGCGUGACGCACGGUCUCAGUGGAAGCCGGAGGCAGAUCGUAUUCUCUCCCUCGACUUUAAUGAAAUCCGUGCAGACAGAGUGCAGUCUAUCCUUGAGGCAACUCAUCCCAUGCCCUCUGCCGCAAGUGCUCAGCUUGCUGCCGCAAUCAAACGAGUGCUGGCACCCGUGGCAACCGCAAGUACAGCGGCCGCACCAUCCACUGCUCUUCACGUCCGAUCUGAAAGCUCUUCCGAGAUGUCCACUUCCUCUAGAGACUCGACCUCAGACUCGACUGGCAGUGCAUCUCCUGCACCUAGUUUCUCGGACCCAGUCGCGCGAUUGAUCCUUUCACGACUUCGAAGUCAUGUUCUCUCUCGCCUGAGUGCUUCUAGUGCUUCGGAGAGGGUGCGUACAACGACAACGGCUAGUCAGAGCUUGGCUGCGGCGGGUAUGCCCGAGUUUGUAAGCGAGGUCUGCCAGCUGGUGGAGGAGUUGGAGAAAGUGCGUGAAGUAGAUUGGCUUUGCCAUGGGGAAGUUUAUGAGCGAUUAUAUGAAGAAAGCGCCCCUGCACAGUGA
Messenger RNA from Penicillium angulare, 2955 nucleotides. Its product is annotated as IQ calmodulin-binding motif domain protein. The transcript has a single exon. Lineage: Eukaryota; Fungi; Ascomycota; Eurotiomycetes; Eurotiales; Aspergillaceae. The record is from RefSeq and is a predicted model, not a curated record. Bases 1 to 2955 code for a protein of 984 amino acids.